Trichobilharzia regenti is the source of this 3740-nucleotide messenger RNA. The record is from the annotation of a GenBank genome assembly. Lineage: Eukaryota; Metazoa; Platyhelminthes; Trematoda; Strigeidida; Schistosomatidae.
AUGAAUAAGCACUGCUGCAAAAAACAGCCUCAGAACAGAGUUUACAGGAAGAAUGACUUCACCUAUAACACGGAUAUUUUGCGCGAUACUGCUCUUCACUACCCACUGUCUCCGAGUAGUGAUACAGAACAGAUUGAGAAAUAUACCAAACAAUUGAAUUAUGAUGGUGAAUUCAGGGCUUUUAGGAACCAAGAAGAUGAUGAAUUUCAAUAUACUAAUUUUCCUGAAUCACCUGACCCAGAGUUUAUUGUUGAUCAUCGUUGCCCUAAGUCAGAAAAAACACAUCGUCUUUCGCUGAAUAAUCUCGACCGCACAAUACGUGUGGAGAUUAUUCGAAAAAGACAUGCAAUUAAAACACUUUUCAAAAACCUCGCAACAAGAAGUGACAACCGUCUUUCAAAAGCCGCUUUGAUGAAGGUGAUAUACACUCUAUGUCCAGACGUAACUGUCGAAUUAUAUCAUCGGCUUCUUGAAAGGUAUGGCCUGGACAGAAAAGCGAAUGUGAACUUUCGUGAAUUCGAAGAUGCUUUUACGUCUAAACCUUCUGAUGAACAUUUUAUACCUCAUGAGUAUACAACUGUUGGUUCUGAAAAAUGUGUAUCGGUUGCUCAAGCUUAUAGAAUGCUUCAAGAAAUAGCAUGUGAUGAAGAAUUCGACUUAAAAGCCAUACUACCCCCGAGCUGUUUUGUCAAAGGAGGGCGUAUUUUGUGUUCACAAAUGCAAGAGGCACUCAGGCAAAUGCAUAUUCACCUGACUCCAGAGAACUUUCGCCGUCUUUGGCAAGAUAAGCUUGAUUUAGAGAAAGUUGGUUCAAUAUCAACCAGGCAACUUCUUCGGAUUAUGAGUUUAAAUGAGGAUGGAUUACCUUCAAAAACAAAGACAAAAUUAACACCUUUUGAGGCAGCUGAAAUUCCCGUGCUUGUGAAACGUCCACGUGUACCUAAACUAGUGCCAACAAAUGAAUGUCCACGCUUUAAAAUACUAGACAGAAACAAUAUUGGUCAUCAGGAAAGUGAUUUACCACUCAUCACGAAAGAUCCCAAAAGUGGAGGAAUAUCUUUUCCAACGAAUUUUGUGCCAACAUGGGAGGCCAAAGGACCAGGUGGUACACAUGAUCCAAUAUAUGGUUGUGGUGACCGACAUCUAAACAAUCUUCAGUCACUUGAAGCGCAGCCUAUUUACUUUGAUAACGUUAUUGAUUCAUUAAAAUACAAGUUUGAACUCCCGUACCAAGCGAUGAUGGUUUCGUUUGAGCAGUUAGAUAAAAAUGGAAGCAACCGUGUUUCGGAGAAUGAAUGUUACUGCGUUUUGAGGGAAUAUGGACUACCGUUUGAAAAGAAGGAUUUGUCGGCAUUUUUGAAGAAAAUAUUAGCUCCAUCAGAAAUAUGUCGACCUAAUGGAGGGCUUGGUGGUGACAGACCACCACAUACAGAACCUCCAGGCACGGAUCCAGUAAAUAUAAGACCUGGAUUGGUGCCAUACAAAAGGCUUUUGGCAUAUUACCAGGACUGUAAACCUGGGAGCGUUGCUCAUAAAAUAAUUGAAAGAAUAAUGUCCAGGCCAACAUCAGAACAAGACUGCGCUAAACUGGUAACUACAACAACGCCUAAAGAAGCUGAAGAGGGAAUGGUCAAGUUACUACAUGCGCCCUACAUUAAAUUCUUGGGAAAAAUCAAAAAUUAUACUGAUGGUGAUGGCGGGAUUCAAGAAGAUACAUUACGCGCUAUUAUAUCUCAUACAAUUAAUAAACAAGUAACAAAUGAACAGUGGACGAAAAUGAAGAAUUAUUUUCAUUUUCUGAAACCUGGAAUUAUGGAUGCAAAGCAAAUUUGUGUAUUAUUUGGUGGUAUAAGCAAUAUAGCAGCACAGCGUGCAAACAGUGAUUUUGAUAUUGCAAAAUCUCAUUGCCCAAUAACUGAUGACAGUUAUAAAGGUGAGGUACGAGAUGAAGCCACACUACUUAGAUUGGUAGAACAAGUAUUGAGAAAACGGUUACACCAUAUAGACAAGAAUUAUAAGUACUUUGAUCAGGCUGAGAUAAAUAUGCUUACAAAAGAAGAUUUUGAUGAGCUUCUAACCGGUCAAGGUUUGAGGUUAUUGCCAAGAGAGCUUGACUUUUUAUGGGGACUACUGGACAAACUGGAACCUGGUCGCAAAUUACACAAUUACCGACAAGUGAUGAGCUUUUUCUAUAACAGAACAAGACCAUUGGUCACAGAAUACCUACGUCAAAAGCGUUAUGAAGCCGUUCGCAAUAUACGCGAUCCAAAUCUAACUGAAUUCAAACAUUGGUGCAGAAGAACGAAAAAGUGUCGACGAGAACUUGAAAGGAAUAUGAAGAAAACAUCGUAUCUGAUGAAUACAUUUCCACCUAAACCGCCAUUAGAAGAAAAGAAAAAGUUCGAAGAAAUCUUCAAAUUAUGUGAAAAGGCAUCUGGUGUUGUAUUGGAUAAAUGGGAAGAUCUCAAACAUGCUUUUAUCGAUGCUGAUCCAGGUGGAUCUAGAAAUGUAACCUGGGACCAGUUUCAGGAAAUACUACAAUCAUUUGGAGUACCCUUGGGUUACAAAGAAAUGUAUGACUUAGGAAGAGGAUUUCAACCACGUGAAAAAGGAUAGUAAGUAAAGUAUCUGAAUAAAUUUUUUCUGUUGGCCAUUGUUCUAGUAAUGAACUGCGUCUUAACAUUUUAACGUAACAUUACUGUUACCCUGGUUUUUUAUUUUAUUUCGAUAUUAUAGUGUUUUAAGUGGUAAAUUUCAUUCCCUAGGUGCCCAUUGAUGUAAUCUGCCUAAAUAUCGUGCAUUAAAGUGAGAUAAUUCAACAGUCUUACAUCAGAAUGUCAGAAAAAGCCUGCAAAUUGAGAACUUUGUUAUCCCAAAGUGCUCUCAAUAAUAGGAUGCAUUUAGUUAGACUUAAAUUCUCUAUGUUAACUUGCAAUCUGGCUGAGUGAACUGACAAAUCAUGCAUUUAUUUACAGAACCCAGUUGCGCAUAAAUAAGUGUUAUUGAUGUAAAAGGACUCAGGUUUUCAGGCUUAAAAUGUAACAAAGAUCGGAAGUAAUAUGACUAAACGUUUUCGUGACAAAUGGGAACAGUAAUGAGUAACCAGAACAGAACAGGUAUCAAUCAAAAGUAGAGACCAUAAAUCGUUUAAGAUGAUUAAGAAGAUGAGCUCUAAAAUAUUUAUACAAGCUGGAUGAUAUUGAAGAUAAAAAAGAGUGAAUAAGUCUGCACUGUUUUAAACUAGGUAGUCACACAACUUUCUUGCUUCAUUAGAAGCUGUGUGAGCACGUAGAUAUGAUUAUGGACAAUAAAUUGUGCUCGAAAGGUCAUCAGUAAGUACUAAUGUAUAAUACUAUGUGACUUUAUCAAAUUAAAUGUUAUCUAUAAUGUAACUAAAUGAAUUAACUAUUUACACGAUAAUUAGACAAAUCUACCAUACUAUUUCAUCUAAAUAGCACUCGUCUUCCUACUCUUUUGCUAUUUUAUAAAAGCAUAUUUUCUGUUGUUACAAAACUUAUUGUGUUGGUCUACUCUUUCUAGUUAAACUUGUUUCUGCUCAAAAUGUUGAACCCCUUUUUUCAAGAGUAUUCGUAUAACUAUCGCAUAAGCAGUCAAACCCUUUAGCUCCUAACAAUUUAACAACUUAUGCCGUUCCAGACAUAUGUUACUUAUAGUUCCAAUCACUUACUUCUUGUUGUGGCGUGAAUGGUAUGUUCAAAACACUUUUGUAAUCUUAAUUU